AUGCAACCGUUUCAGCCCUCUAUCCUGUUACUUACUCGUAUCUCCCCUUUAGGUGCACACUUGCGUCUAGUUACUGUCCCUGGGCUCUUUUGAUUUUAAUUCAACAACACUACCAAAAAUGUUAGCUCGGGUGCCGCUCGCAGCAUGGGGCCUCUUGGUGUUGGUGCUGACCCUCCAGGGCAUCCAGGGUCAGGACACCGAGGCGCAGGCCCCAGCAGAGCCCGGCCAGGCUCCGGGCGGCCCGCCGGGGGAGGAGGACGGCGACUGGGGAAUGGACAGUCUGAGGGGAGGCUUCGAGGCGGUUAAUACCUAUUUCGACUCCAUGCUUGAGUUGAUGGGCGGUCGUGAUGGAGUGUGUCAGUACCGUUGUCGAUAUGGUAAAGCCCCUCUGCCACGCCCGGAUUUCCAGAUGCCAGAACCAGACGGCUGCAGCUCCUACUUCCUGGGCAUUCCCGUUCCCGAAGGGAUGGACGGCAUCCCAGCCAUGACCAAGUGCUGCAACCAGCUGGACUUGUGCUACGAUACCUGCGGCUCCAACAAGUACCGCUGCGACUCCAAGUUCCGCUGGUGUCUGCACAGCAUCUGCUCCGACCUCAAGAAGAGCCUCGGCCUCAUGUCCAAGGUCGAAGCAUGCGAGGCAGUGGCGGACACCAUGUUCAACACUGUGUGGACCCUGGGCUGUAGGCCCUACAUGAACAGCCAGAGAGCCGCCUGCAUUUGCGAAGGAGAGGACAAGGACGAGCUGUGAAACCGACCGACAGCCCAACACCCAACCUUAGUUUACAGAAGAUAACUGGGCGAGCAUUUGAACCGAUGCCGCGAGGAACGGGGGCGUGAAGCGACCCUGAGAAGGCACUGUGUGUGUAAUUUAUUUAAGUUUUUUUUUUUAGAUGUUGGUUUUGUUUUAGAUGGUGCCGUUGCCCAAUUGCAUGCUGGGAUGUCUUGGCCAUCCAGCGCUAGUUUAGUUCAUUUUAUCAUGUGCUUUCCAGAACUUUUUCUUUAAACAUUAAAUAUUGCUUCAUUAUUCAUU
Molecule: messenger RNA, 1030 nt
Organism: Gadus macrocephalus (Pacific cod)
Lineage: Eukaryota; Metazoa; Chordata; Actinopteri; Gadiformes; Gadidae
Product: group XIIB secretory phospholipase A2-like protein
Exons: 4
Coding region: 119-748 (209 amino acids)
Biological process (GO): arachidonate secretion; phospholipid metabolic process; cholesterol homeostasis
Cellular component (GO): extracellular region
Molecular function (GO): calcium ion binding; A2-type glycerophospholipase activity
Source: RefSeq, a predicted model, not a curated record